Molecule: messenger RNA, 1217 nt
Organism: Oryzias melastigma (Indian medaka)
Lineage: Eukaryota; Metazoa; Chordata; Actinopteri; Beloniformes; Adrianichthyidae
Gene: emd
Product: emerin (Emery-Dreifuss muscular dystrophy)
Exons: 7
Coding region: 201-737 (178 amino acids)
Source: RefSeq, a predicted model, not a curated record
UUAGUACCCUGAUCAACAACUGGGGCGGAGUUACGAUUCUCUAUGUGAUUUGCGUUGCUGAUAGACUCCACUAAACAAUUUCGUUGUUUUCUUGAUAAUAACGAACACCCGUUCUGCUGUUGGGAGGAGUCAAAUCUGUAUUUUCUAUUUUGGCAAGCGUAACUAAAACCCGAACCGAAAAGUAAAACAGAAAAAUCAACAUGUCUUCGCUUAGUAAUAUGUCUGCGGAGGAAAUCAGCGAACUGCUGGAUGAAUACGGCAUAAAGCACGGCCCCGUGGUCGACUCCACCAGAAAUCUCUAUGAGAAAAAGCUCAAAGAAGCCAUGGCCAAAGGAAAGAAGGCUAAACCAUCGCCUGAUAAAACUUUCUACAGGGAGGAAGAGGAGGAAGUCACCUAUGUGUACCGGACACCAGCCAAAAGUGAAGACGUUAGAGACAGAACGUACAUGAGGUCAAGGCCGGAGUGGACUGAGAGGGAGCUGGAACACAGUGCUUCAUACUCUGGCUACUCGAGGUCUGAUUACAAAGGAAGAAAUUAUGAUGAGCUAUCGCAUGAAUCUCCUAAGUACACAAAAGAAGAUUUCCCCACAUAUGGUCAAGAUGCUCCAAAGGCGCCCAAGUCGUCUCGCCUCAUCCCAUUGUGGGUUCAGUUUCUGUGCUUUCUGGCUGUGGCCGUCUUCCUCUACCUGGUUUUCUCCAGUAUGGAGAGCAACGAACCCCUUAAAGUGAUAGAAUGACUUCAGGUUGGUUAACUCCAAGCUGAUUAUUAUGGUUUGUGUUUGUCUUCACAAAGCAACAAAAGAGAAUUCCACUUUAAAACACUAUUACCAAGUACUGGCUUGUUUGCAGAGCAGCUCUUUUGCUAUUUAAUCUUACACGUUUUGAGCUUUAAAAGCCACCAGCUUGCUUCUUCUGUCACAUUGGUGUCCUUUAACAUCUAAAUUUGGGUACAAAAACUUACUGGAAUGUUUUAUUUUCCUCCUUUGUGAUGCUGUUUUUGCAUCACUUGUGGAAAUAAAAAAAAUACAGUAUUUCUAUUUUUUAAUCAUCUUCUGUCAAAUGUUCUUGUUCAUAAAAAUGAUGUUAAGGAGAACUUUUAUUCAUAAAUUGAAUAGAUUUUACAGAAAAUCGUUUGUUCUAAAGUUGAUAACUCUGUAUGUACAUGAGUUUGGACAGUUGUACUUUUCAUUAAAUAUUUGCAUUGAGGUAUUUUUAAA